GAUGUGAACCGAUAAAUAUAUUCUGGUUGAUUUUUUUCCCUCUCUUAGUUUAAAAAUAUGGAAGCAGCAAUAAUGAAGGUGAAAGCAAUAGAAGCAACACCAGAAAGCUUCAAAGAGUAUGGCCAAGUUAUAGAAGCUUCAUCAGAUGGUGGAAAAUUCGGUCCUCAAGAUGCCCAAUUGGACCUUGGCCAAGGAAUUCCUAGGUUCUACAUUAUGCGGUUGCAAGACCGGCCGCUCGAGUUCUCGGAUAUUACUCAUCACGCAAGUGUGACUCAGUGCCUUGGUGCUGUAGGAGGUGGAGUUUGGUUUCUGGGAUUGGCUAAGCCAUCAAUUUUGGACUCAAAAGAUGUAAAGGAAGGAGUAGAUGGUAACAAUAAUAGCAUUGUGCAGUCACCUUGUGGCCAUUUUUAUGUGCCACCUUCUGUAGAUGAGGUUCGAGUGUUCCGAAUUUCGGGGUCUAAAUUUGUUAAACUUGACAAGGGAACUUGGCAUGCUGGUCCGUUGUUCACGGAGGAUUCCAUGGAUUUCUACAAUUUGGAAAUGAGCAACACCAAUGUAGUGGAUCAUACAAAACAUGAUUUUAACAAGCAAAAUGGAGUGGUGUUCUCAAUAGAGUAGUUGUAUCAAUUUUUAUCAAAUUAUAUAUAUAGUUUGAGUUUGUAUUCCAAUAAGUUUACUUCAUAAAUAUCACAAUACUUUCUCAGAAAACUGUUCAGCUAUAUAUAUUUAAUUUAGUAAAUCCUAA
Mercurialis annua (annual mercury) is the source of this 745-nucleotide messenger RNA. RefSeq lists its product as uncharacterized. The transcript has 3 exons. The record is from RefSeq and is a predicted model, not a curated record. Lineage: Eukaryota; Viridiplantae; Streptophyta; Magnoliopsida; Malpighiales; Euphorbiaceae. Gene Ontology annotation, molecular function: ureidoglycolate hydrolase activity. Bases 58 to 618 code for a protein of 186 amino acids.